AUGGUUGUGGCUAAUCAGGUUCUGGAGCGUGGAGGUCGAGUGCUGGUUCUGGAUAAGGCUUCCUUCUGCGGCGGCAAUUCGGCCAAAGCCACCGCUGGCAUCAGCUUCCCAAAGUCUCAGGAAGAUGCCACUGGCAGCUUUCGGAAUGAUAUGGCGGCUGCUGGCGGCAGCAGUGCUGCCUUGUCCGAAAUUCUUGGUCGAAACAGCUUGCCAGACAUGAGUUGGCUCAUUGACAAGUUCGACCUAAACUUCGCCGUGGUUGCAAAGCACGCUGGGCAUUCACAUCCACGGACCUAUAGGAAUGGUGAUGGAAUGCCGGGUAUGACGAUCACAUACGCUCUGAUCCAGCGCAUCGAGAAGGUUGCUGAGGUGUCUGACAGAGCGCGGAUCGUCACGAAAGCUGAAGUUUCGAGACUGUUGCACCGGGCAGGAAAUGUAGUAGGCUGUGAGUACCAGAAGUUUGGGAGAAGUAGCAAGGAGUAUGGCCCGGUCAUCCUAUGCACGGGUGGCUUCGCGGCUGUCGGGCCAGGGUCUCUGCUGGCACAAUUCCGGCCGGACCUCUUGAAGCGCCCAACGGCCAGUGCGGAGCAUUGCACGGGAGAUGCCCUGAAGCUCGGUCAAGAAGUCGGCGCGAAGACGUUGGAUCUUGAGUGGGUGCAACUGCAUCCGACAGGAUUGAUCCACCUGGAUGAGCCUGAUGCUCCUCGCAAGGCUGUUGCAGGAGAGAUGUUCCGCUUGGCUGGGGCACUGCUGCUUGAUGCGUCUGGGGAGCGCUUUUGCAAUGAGCUGGGACCGGCAGACCACAUCAUAGAGGCGAUGGCAACACGGCCAGCACCUUUCUGGUUGUGCCUGAACACGGCAGCUUCCCGAGAGCUGCAACGUCAAUGCCGGGCGUUUACGCGGCGGAGGCUCAUGAAGUGUUACUCAUCUGGACGGGAGCUGGCAGAAGAGAUGAGGAUACCCGUGCAAAAGCUCGUGGAGGUGCACGAUGCCCAUGCCGAAGCAUUCCGUCGAACGCUGCGGGAUGCCGGAAGCAAGGAACGACCAAGCGCCGCAAGCACCGCAAGCACCGCAGAAGCACCUGCCGAGGGGCCUUGGAUGGGCUUGGACGGGCGCCACUCUUACGAUGAGGUCUCUGGGAAGCUUGGGUUCGGGAAGUGUGACUUCAAGAACGUCCUUGUCGGCUCCAGGGUUCCAGAUGAAACCUUCCACGCAGCACAAGUCACCCCAGUGAUCUUGUACUGUUCCGGGGGACUUGGGAUCUCGGCCCAGGCCGAGGUUCUGAGACAGGAUGGGUCACCGAUCCCUGGUUUGUUUGCGGCUGGAGAAUGCACAGGUGGUGUUCACGGCAAGUUAGCGCUGCCAGGGAAUUCCUUGCUGGAUUGCCUUGUAUUUGGAAGGCUGGCUGCGAAGUCAGCUUGCAGGUACAUAUUUGGUGAGGAUGACGAGUUUCGUCCAUGCCCGAUCCCGCAUGAAGGGCCAGCUGGGACGUUCGAAAAGGCGGCGGGGCACAGGAGGCCGGCGAUGGCUUCAUUUGACCAGCCAGAGUCUUACGAGUUGGUUUUGGAUGACGCCGCACCGCGGCAGGACCUUGGCGCAGUGUGGAUGCAAGCCCGGCAGCAGCAAACCUACAUGAGCCUGCAUCCAAAUCUGCCCGGCGCCGCUGUCUGGCACCUGUUGGGAGGCAACCACUGUAGAAGCGCCUUUGCUGCACCAGCCAAGGAUAUCCUCCACGCCGAUCUCAUUGUCGAGCCAUUCGACUCCGAAGAGAUCCUGGAGUCCUCUGCGAACACGCUAGGGAAAAAAGUGUCCUUCAAGGACGAGAGUCUACUUGCAUUCGCUUCUACGCGACCUUCUCCCACCGAGCCGAACACGCAAGUCUUGAAACGGGAGAGUGUUAAAGUCAGUUACCUUUUAGUGCAGCAAGCGGCAAAGCUUCGGCGGGCAAGGAAGCGGUUGGCCGCUUUCCUCAUUAAGAACGGCUUCAGCCCCGACGAUGUGAACAAGAUGAAGACCAGAUACCUCGGCUUGUCACGUACAUUCGCUUUGCACGAAGCUGCCAAGCAAGACGAUGCUCUAAUGGUGCGCUUGCUGUUGUACUUCGGUGCUGACUGCAGCAACAAGGACAGCUCAGGCCGUACAGCGUACGACUAUGUCAAGGCAAAGCCUGCAGACGAGGAGGUACGCCGGCUGCUGGAAAAAUAUGGCAGGCAGCAGUCUGCCUGGCACAGGAGUCGCUGCAAGUCCACAGCAAUCGAGUCAGCGGAUGACGUUGGUUCAUCAAUCUAG
Molecule: messenger RNA, 2289 nt
Organism: Symbiodinium natans
Lineage: Eukaryota; Dinophyceae; Suessiales; Symbiodiniaceae
Source: the annotation of a GenBank genome assembly